Molecule: messenger RNA, 1268 nt
Organism: Jatropha curcas
Lineage: Eukaryota; Viridiplantae; Streptophyta; Magnoliopsida; Malpighiales; Euphorbiaceae
Product: eukaryotic translation initiation factor 2 subunit beta
Biological process (GO): translational initiation; formation of translation preinitiation complex
Cellular component (GO): eukaryotic translation initiation factor 2 complex
Molecular function (GO): mRNA binding; translation initiation factor activity; translation initiation factor binding
Source: RefSeq, a predicted model, not a curated record
UAAAAUAAAAUACAAAGGAGAGAAAACACCUGUUACUAAAACAAAAAGAUAUAGGUUUCCAAGUUAGUGCCCUAAUUCAUCGUUUGCCUCAUUCCUACCUUCAACUUGCCGCACCUCAACGUCUUUCUGCCUCCAGUACUCGAAACAGUAACCUUGAUGGAUGAAAAUCCCAUUAAUGUGAAGGACGAGGUGGCAGAACUUGCUCCCUUUGAUCCUACCAAAAAGAAGAAGAAGAAGAAACCAGUCUUACAGGAUAGUGCAGAUGAUUCUGUGGACAAGCUUACUGAGAAAACAGAAUCACUAUCGGUCUCUGAAGGGCUUGAGAGUACUUUCACUGGUUUGAAAAAGAAGAAAAAGAAGCCAGUCGAUGCUAGUAUUUUGAAUGAAGAAAGUCUGGAUGGAGGAGAAGAUUUGGAUGAUCAUGUGGUACAAGAUGAAGAAGGAGAAGGACUUGAGCAGCAACAACAGCUUUAUCCAUGGGAAGGGAGUGACCGGGAUUAUGAAUAUGAGGAGCUUCUUGGUAGGGUCUUCAACAUUUUGCGUGAGAACAAUCCUGAACUUGCUGGAGACAGGCGUAGAACUGUGAUGAGGCCUCCACAAGUUCUUCGUGAGGGUACAAAAAAGACUGUUUUUGUGAAUUUCAUGGAUCUCUGCAAGACAAUGCAUCGGCAACCAGACCAUGUCAUGGCCUUCUUGCUUGCCGAGUUGGGAACGAGUGGUUCUCUUGAUGGACAGCAAAGAUUAGUUGUGAAGGGCAGAUUUGCUCCCAAGAAUUUUGAGGGGAUCCUGCGACGAUAUAUCAAUGAAUAUGUGAUUUGCCUUGGUUGUAAAAGUCCAGACACUAUACUUUCAAAGGAGAAUCGUCUAUUUUUUCUCAGAUGUGAAAAGUGUGGUUCUGGACGAUCAGUCGCCCCCAUCAAAGCUGGUUUUGUUGCUCGUGUUGGCCGCAGAAAUGCAGGGACAUGAGUCUUCUAAAGCUUAAUUUGUUGCAUAUGCUAGCGGUAGGGGAAAAAAAAAAAAUACUGGGCCAUGAACCUAUUAAAACUGAGGUGUGCAGUUGAGAAGUUACAGAUGUUUUACCAUUACCUACUCUCUACUGUUUACUCGAUUUUUACGGGAGUUAAAUAAUACUAUGUAUUAGGUUGGGAUUGUACUUAGUUUUAUUAUAUCUUAAUGGAAAUGGUAUUGUAUUUUUGGUUUGUCAACUUUUAUCUUGAGCUUGACUGUUAUCUUAAAUGAAAAUUAGAAUGAGAUCAAGAUUGAGUUUC